CAUGGCGAUUGUUGAAGGCAAAGCCGUUGUUUGCGUGAAGUUCUAGCUAAUAUUUUUGACCUUAGAAUGUUGAAGAGAAGAUCUGAGUCAACGGAAAUAACACCCCUCGUUAACAGUGCCGUUGAGAAACUUCAAGAACUCGGGCACCAUGUUAGGACUAGAAGAGAAGGCGGAGAACCUGUGGAUACUUCUGGAGUGGACGUGGUCGUUAAAGCCCUCAAAGAUCUGGAAGAAGAAAGAUUGAAACUCCAUGAACUGCUUGAAACAGAAACAAUUACAGCCAGUGUUCUCCGUUACAAACUUAAAUACUUUCCAAGCGAUAUCAAAUCAGAGAUACAAGGUGCUGUAUAUUCAGCUAGACAGUCAAAUGAAGCAGAAAUAAUGAGACUAAAGACUCAGCUGAACACUAUCAUCACAAACAUCAAGUCCCUUCAGGACAGACACGAAGAACUUGCAAAGGAAAAUGCUAAACUGGAGCCAGAGAGGAAUGACAUGCAAACUGGACAUGAUGAAAUCAUCGCACUUCUUAAUCAGAAGAUGGCUGAUAAAGCAAGCAAACAAAUUACUCUUAAUGAAACACGUGAUAAACUGAGGGAAACAUACAAAAGGAUAAUUGACCUAGAAGAUUCAAUUGUUCAGUUGAAAGAAGAUUUGGUUCAUGAACGAGAGGAAGCACGACUGGAAAAAGAAAAGCUUAAACAAUCAGUGGCUGACACUCAGAAAAAAGCAGAGGAGCAGCGCAAGACAAAUAUUGAAAAGAGAAAGGAAAUUGACAAAUUGCAGGAGGAGUUGGUGGACAGUGAAUCAGUUUUAGACUCUAAGAGAAAGAACAUUAGGAAGUUUGAAACAUCACGUAACAGGCUGGAGGCUCAAGAGGUACAACUAAACAGACAACUUCAGAAGGAAAUCAAAGAUAAUUCCGUAUUGACGCAAGAAGGGAUGAAAAUUGUCAAAGAACACAAUGAAAUGGCUUCACGGUUGGAGGAGAGAAAGAAGUCAUUGCAAGUUCAACUAGAAAUGGUACUGAAUAAACUGAAAGAGGCAGAAGAACAAGAUAAACAGCUGACAUUUGAAAAGAAAUCACUUGAAAAAGAAUAUAAAAUUGCCAUGGAACUUCAGGAACAAGACGCUGAGGUGGUACGACACCAUGAAAGAGUCCUUGCCAGAGGCAAGGAAUCGUUACAUAACCAAAAUCAGCAAUGUGCCAAGGUUAGAGCAGAGAACAUGGAGUUAGAGGAAGAGAUGAACCAGCUGGAGGAAAGCCACAAAGCAACUGUAGAUGUAUACAACAAGGAAAUCGAAACGUCCAAGAGCGCUUUAACGGUGGAGAGAAAAGACAGGCAAGUUUUACAAAAGAAAAGAGACAAUGUCACGAAGGAGUCGAACGAGUUCAAAGGCGAAUAUGGACGCUAUAUGGCUACAAUGUCCAAGAAGGUCACUGAAGGGAAAGCGGAACAUACCAGGUUAACAGAGCGUGGGACUCAACUGCAAAAAGACUUGAAGAAGGACGAAGCAGACAUUAUCAGUAAACAGAAACAGCUCAAGAAAGCAAAACACGAUUACACUUCACUUCAAAAGCAGCUCAAGACUCAGCUUAAAGCUCUUCAAGAAAGUAUUGAUAAGUUGGAGAAAGACAGGGACAAGAAAAAAGAUGUAAUUCAGGACAAAACCCCAAUCUUCAAAGAUCUGGAGGUUCAGUUUAAAGAAAGGACACACGAGUUUGACACGACAAAGAAGAACAUAGUCGACCUAAAAAACAAAAAAGCUAGUCUGGAGACAUCUGUUCAAAGGGCUCAAAGAGACGUGGACAAGUUAGCAGAACCACAGACUCGUUUACACGGGAAGCUGAGGGAGAGACGGGUAGAGGCCUUGGAACAACUCAAGAACCAAUCAGAGGACGUGAAGAAGAUUGAAACAGAAAUAUUUUCAUCCGGUCAGCGGCUUGGGGCAGUACUCAAAGAGAACCACAGAUUUAAGCAGGCCAUCAGACAGCUUGAAGCGGAAAUUGAAAUCACACGGAAGGCAAUGAUCGCAAACUCUGGAACAAGAGAGAUAUUGCAAAAACAGCUUUUGGAAUACAGGGGUACGCUACACGAGCGCUGGAGAGAGGACUUCAACCUUGAUAAAAUUUAUGCUGAACGAGAUUCUCUGAUGUUGGAGGACAUUGAAAGACUUCAAGAGGAAACUAGUGUGAGAGAAGAAAGGAUUGAUGAAAUCCAUCAACAACUCGAAGAGCAGCUGUCGGUAUUGUCUCACUUCAUUGAUGGAGUGGCAAACUUAAGACCUAAAGACACUGCGCAAUCAGAGCGUAAAUCAGAAGGCGGGAAAAAGAUAAAACCAGGAAAACCGCUCCACGGAUCUCCGCCACUGUCACCGAAGCCCCCACCCAAAUCACCGACUCGGCGAAAAUCUACCAGUGACGUCAGUGCACCUGCUGAAAGCGAUUUAUAAAGCAGAGGAGAUGCCUUGAUGUGUGUGUCGAGAUAGCAUUUUAUUUUGCUGUCAUUAGGGGGGUUAUUUAUCCUGAAAGCUUUUGUAAAUAAAGGUAUCUAUUAAAUAUGGAA
Messenger RNA from Pocillopora verrucosa, 2564 nucleotides. RefSeq names its product coiled-coil domain-containing protein 175. The record is from RefSeq and is a predicted model, not a curated record. NCBI's taxonomy places the organism in Eukaryota, Metazoa, Cnidaria, Anthozoa, Scleractinia, Pocilloporidae.